AUGGGUGGCUUCGGUGUCGAGAUUCAAGGUAUUGUCAGGAGAUUGGAGAAAUUAUGCACCCACAAAUGGAGGAAAAGUUUCAGGGCCAUGGAAGAGGUGGGGACAAUCUGUGUGAGUGUGUUGGGCAGUGUUGUACGUGGGGCAGCAUGGGGGGCCCAAGAGGCCAGGAGCCUGGGAUCGAUUGUUGUUGAUAAUGAGCCAUGA
Prunus armeniaca (apricot) is the source of this 204-nucleotide messenger RNA. The record is from the annotation of a GenBank genome assembly. NCBI's taxonomy places the organism in Eukaryota, Viridiplantae, Streptophyta, Magnoliopsida, Rosales, Rosaceae.